Messenger RNA from Mesitornis unicolor (brown roatelo), 499 nucleotides. RefSeq names its product mediator complex subunit 31 (gene MED31). The record is from RefSeq and is a predicted model, not a curated record. Lineage: Eukaryota; Metazoa; Chordata; Aves; Mesitornithiformes; Mesitornithidae. Gene Ontology annotation, molecular function: transcription coregulator activity. Gene Ontology annotation, cellular component: mediator complex; core mediator complex. Gene Ontology annotation, biological process: regulation of transcription by RNA polymerase II.
UUACUGUUUUUUCUCUUGUUUAAACACGUUACCUCUAUUGGUGUGGCUCAAACUGAGAAAAUGACUUUCAAAUCUGUUGUGUGGAUCCAAUUCUUACUGUAUUCUCGUUUAUCAGAUGAUACAGGAAAUCGACUUCGGUUCCAGCUGGAGUUAGAGUUUGUUCAAUGUCUAGCAAAUCCAAAUUACCUCAACUUUCUUGCACAAAGAGGCUACUUCAAAGACAAAGCUUUUGUAAAUUACCUUAAAUAUUUACUUUAUUGGAAAGAACCUGAAUACGCAAAGUACCUGAAAUACCCUCAAUGUUUGCAUAUGUUAGAGCUGCUCCAGUAUGAACACUUCCGCAAAGAACUGGUAAAUGCUCAGUGUGCUAAAUUUAUUGACGAGCAACAGAUUCUUCACUGGCAGCACUAUUCCCGGAAAAGAAUGCGCCUCCAGCAAGCACUUGCAGAGCAGCAGCAACAAAACAACACCUCUGUAAAAUGAAAGGCACUUGGAAGAG